Molecule: messenger RNA, 965 nt
Organism: Laetiporus sulphureus 93-53
Lineage: Eukaryota; Fungi; Basidiomycota; Agaricomycetes; Polyporales; Laetiporaceae
Product: ClpP/crotonase
Exons: 7
Coding region: 68-898 (276 amino acids)
Biological process (GO): fatty acid beta-oxidation
Cellular component (GO): peroxisome
Molecular function (GO): delta(3)-delta(2)-enoyl-CoA isomerase activity; enoyl-CoA hydratase activity
Source: RefSeq, a predicted model, not a curated record
CACACUCUUCAGCUCAGUCUAUCAUCUCUUGCAGCCAGCACGACUCCCCGGACAGACGUCUUGAACGAUGGCAUAUACUCUCUCUUUCCCAUCUGACAGACCGUUGGUCACUGUAACACAUCCGACGACUACUGCAUGGGUCAUUGAAAUGCAUCACGGCGAGGACAACCGCUUCACCGAGGCAUUCGUAAGCAACGCGCUUAUGCCUGCGCUGGAUGCCGUAGAGCGUGACUGGCGCGAAGGGUGGCGCUCGGCCAGGGCGGCCAAAGACAAGGAGGGCGGCAAGGGCUUCCUCGUCAUCACAGGAAAGCGUAACCAGAACAAGUUCUUCAGCAAUGGACUGGACUUCGACAAUCUCGCCAAGGAUCCCAAUUUUCCUAUCAAUUUCUUCCCUCUUGUGAUGAAUCCAUUCUACCGCCGAGUCUUGACAUUCCCCAUUCCAACGGUGGCCGCCAUCAAUGGACAUUGCUUCGCAGCUGCAAUGAUCCUCUCAUUGUGCUGUGACUACCGCGUCAUGACAGAUGGCAGCAGUCGGAAUGCGUGGGUCUGCAUGAAUGAGGUGCACUUUGGCGCUGGUUGGCCUUUAGCUAUUGCCGCAGUCGUGCGCGCCAAGGUGUCUGAUGCGCGCACACACCGCAAGAUCGCUCUGGAAGGAUAUCGGUUCACUCCACAGGAAGCUGUCGAAGCAGGUUUCAUUGACCACUUGGUCAAGGGCGAUAGUGAGGCCAUUAUUGCUAAGGCAAUGGAGGUAGGCGACUCCGCUAGCGGUAUGGCCAGGAUGGGCGCAUGGGGUGUCAUCAAGCGGGACUUGUAUCGGGAUGUGCUGGAGGCGAGUGCUCGGGACAUACUCCAAGCCAAUGUUUUGUCAGAGGAUGCUGCAGCGAAGGCGAAGCUGUAACGCUACGAUCUCCUUGAUGGAGCUAUACAAACGUAUGCCGUGAUUGACGCGAACUAUAUCCCUGGAU